AUGCCGAGUUUAUUUUCAAGUUUAAAAUUUUUUUGUUUUUCACCGACCAAAGAUACAUCAGAUAAAAAGAUUAAAGAUGAAAUUUUAAAAAAGAUUGAAGUAAAUGGUGGUACUGUUCAAUAUUGUAUUCAAAAAUUUUCAACAAAUUAUAUAAUACUUUGUAAUGGUUUGGAUGAAUAUGAUAGAGAUCAACAUUAUUAUAAUUUUCAAUCAAAUUCAUUAUUAUUUUUGGAAAAAUCAAAAAGUUUAGGUAUACCAAUAUUGUCAUAUAAAUUUAUUAAUGAUUGUAUUGGUAAAAAUUUAAUAAUUAAUGAUUUACAAGGUUAUAAAAUUUCAAAUAUUAUUGACGAAACAAUUAUUAAAUUUGAAUAUCAAGAACCUGAAGAAGAAAUAAAAGAAAUUCAAGAAAUUCAAGAAAUUCAAGAAAUUCAAGAAAUUCAAGAAAUUCAAGAAGCUUAUGAUGAUUUUUUUGAUUUAUUUGGUCUUGAUAGUGCACCAAUAGCAGAUGGUGAUGUUUUUAAAAACAUGCCACCAAUAAGCCAAGUUUUAGCUGAAAAAGCUAAAGAAGAAAAAGAAAAUCAAGAAAAACAAGAAAAAGAAAGACAAGAAAAAGAAAAAAAAGAAAAAGAAAAAUCUAAAUUUAAAAGUACAUAUAUUUCAGAUAGAAAAUUAGCAAUGAAUCAAAAAACAUCACCAACAACAACAUCUUAUUUUGAUAAUGAAAUUGAUGAUAAAGAAAACAUUAAUAAUAAUGAUGAUGAUUUUGAUAUUGAUGAAAUUGAUUUUAAUUUAUUUUCGAAUAUUGAUUUAGAAAUUAACGAAAAACCAAUUGAAGAAGAUUUUAAUUUAUUUAAUAUUGGCCAUUAUGAUGAUAAUGUGAAUCGAAAUAUAAAAACUAAAUCAAAAUUUGAUAAUUUAAAUAAUAAAAUUAAAAAUAAUGGUUAUAUAUUUCAAUUUGUAAAUAAAGAUGUAUCAUUAUAUCAUGAAAAAGAUUUUCCAAAUAAUUUUAAAUCAAUUAAAUUAUUUGAACAAUCAUCAAAAGGUUUAUCAUGUAUGAUAACUGAAGAUAAUAGAUGCUAUAUUUGGGGUAAUAUUAAAUCAAAUCAAAAAGUUGAGCAAUUGGCAGACCAUUAUCAAGUUGAUUAUUGUUCAGUUGGUGGUUCACAUUCAGUUAUGAUUAAAAGAGGUAUUCAUACUGUUGGUUUAAAUAAAUUUGGUCAAUUAGGUUAUAAAAAUGGAAAUACUAAUUGUAUUGGUGGUGGUGGUAAUAAUAAAUUAAUGAUUGAAAAUCAAAUUCAAAGAUCAAUUUCAAUUAUAAAUCAAAAUUUUUUGAAAAAAGUUUUAAUGGUAUCAUGUGGUAAAGAUUUUAAUGUAUUAUUAACAAACGAAGGUCAAGUUUUUAGUUGGGGUAAAAAUGAUCAAGGUCAAUUAGGUUUAGGUAAUAGUGAUAGUAAGGAGAAUUAUGAAAUUAAAUUAGUUAAUUUCGAUGAUCCAUAUGAUAGUAAUUCAAAUAAAUUUAUAUCAUUUAUUAGUUGUGGUGGAAAUCAUUCAAUUGCAAUUGAAUCAAAUAGUAGCACAGAUGGUAAUUGUAGAUUAUAUGGUUGGGGUAGUAAUAGUCAAGGUCAAAUCGGGGAAAAGUAUUCAUCAGUACCAAUAUUAAUAAAAAAUCAAGAUCAAAAAUCAUUUAAUUGGAAAUCACCAUUGGUUUUAUGUACACAAGAUACAACAAUCGUUGUUGAAACCCCAUUGAAAUGUACAACAUUUGGUGUUAAAUUUAAUUCAUUUUUAAUGAAUUUAAAAGAAAACUUUCAAGAUUUAACUCAAUUUGAUAUUGUAGUUUUAAAGAAAAGGAUUGGGGUUUUAGUUUAUGAUGAAUAUUUAAAAGCUAGCUUUUUAUUGAGAUCAUUGAAUUACAAUGAAAAUUAUCAUUACCAAUUAAUUAAAUUAAUAAUUGAAUCAAAUAAAUUUCAACAUUCUCAUGCAGUUAAACUUGCAAAAGAUUGUUGUGAAUAUGGUAAUUUAAAAGUUUUUAAAUUGUUGGAACAUAAAUUCCCAUUGAAUUUAAUUGACCCAGUUACAUUGGAAUCUCCAAUUCACUAUUCAACAUUAUUCAAUAACAAUCAUUUGAAAUCUAAAAUCAUUUUAGAAUAUUGUUUAAUUAAUAAAAUCUAUUCAAUCGAUCAAUUAAACAAACAAAAAGAAACACCAUUACAUUAUUGUUCAAGAUUUGGUAAUUAUGAAAUCGCUACAAUACUUUUAGUACGUGGUUGUAAUAGAAAUUUAAAGGAUGUACAAGGUCAAACUCCAUUACACAUUUCAGUAUCACAAACUAAUCAUCAAUUGUCAUCAUUACUUUGUAAACAUGGUGCUCAAAGUAUACCUGAUAAAACUAUGAAAAAUCCAUUACAAUAUUGUUCUGCUGAUAUUAAAUCAAAUCUUCAAAAUAUUUUAUUCACAAAUGAGGUUUUCAUAUCUUAUGCUCAUAAAGAUUCAGAAUUUGUAAAUAAUUUACGUUCAAACUUUGGUUUAUUUUCAUUACGUUGUUGGUUGGAUGAAUAUCGUCUACAAGCUGGUUGUAAUUGGAGAGCUGAAAUCACUAGAGGUGUUGUCAAUUCAGAUGUUGUGGUUUUUGUUAUUUCUGAAACUUCAAUUAACUCACUUUGGUGUAGAAAAGAAUUGAAAAUGUCAAAGAAAUUAGGUAAAGUUAUAAUACCAAUCUUUUUACAAUCAGUUCAAAUCGAUCCAAUUCUAUAUGGUUUAUUUACAUUUAUACCAAAAACCACUAAAAAAACAUUUAAAGAAAUGUCUGAAAAAGAGGUAAUUUCAAAUGUUUCAUCAAUUUCAAAUUUAAUUCAUUCAAUUUUAAAUGGUACACAAGAUUCAAAACUUUUAACUAUUCAACAACAACAACAACAAAACUUUGAAAAAUCAGUUCAAUCAUUAUCACGUAAAGAAUUUUUUGAUAAAUGUUAUUUAAAUGAUAAAAACAGUGGUUGUUAUUUAUUAUUUAAUAAUGCAGAUAGAAUUUUAUUUGAUUUCAUUUGUGAUAAAUUUAAAGAAAAUUCAAUUCCAACAAUUAGUUCAGAUGAAAUCAUUGGUAGACCUUCGGAUCAAGAUGAUCAAUUUAGUUUAUUCAAUUUAAUGAAACAAAAAAAACAAAAUUCAAUUCAAAGAAAAAAAAAUAUUGAACUUGAAAAGAAAUUAAAAUUAGAAAAUGAUGAAAAAUUAAAACAACAAUGGAAAAUUAAAAGAAAAAUUGAAAAAAAGUUAGAAAAAUCAAAAUUAAUUCCAUCUGAUCCAAAUUAUCAAUAUCUUGAAAAUUAUUUAAUUCAAUUAUAUAAUUUUAAAAAUGAUAAUGAAAAUGAAAUUAAUGAAAAUGAAAAUAAUAAUAAUAAUCAAAAUAAUCAAAAUAAUCAAAAUAAUAUUAUUCAAAAUAAUUAUAAUUAUAAUAAUAAUAAUAAUUAUUAUGAUGACAAUGAUAUUCCAAUUUUAAAUAAUAAUUUUAAUUCAAGUGAAUUAAAUAAUAAUUAUUUUUCAUCAUCAACUACAAUUCAAAUUGAAGAUAGUUAUAAUAAUAAUAAUAAUCAAGCAAUUUAUUAUGAUGAUGGUAAAACAAGUGAAGAAGAAUUUUAUAAACAAUUAUUGAUUGAAAAAGAAAAUGAAAAAUAUCACUCAAUUCAACCAUUAAAAGAAUUUAUUAAAAAUUCAUUAUUAAUGUGUAUUUUAUUUACAAGGAAAACAACAAAAACAGAAAUUGAAAAGUAUUGUUUACAAAUUGAAUAUGCAAAAUCAUUUAAAGAUGAAAAAGGCAAUCAAGAUAAAACUAUAAUAGUUAUUACUCCUGAUCUUUCUUUAAAAGAUAAUCAAAAUACUCCAUCAAUAAUUAAAGAUUUAGUUUGGUAUGAAAUUGAUUCUAAAAAUAUUGAUUUAAUAUUUGAAAAUAUAACUUUAAUGUAUGAAGUUUUAGAAAAAACUUUACAAAUUUCAAAUUUAGUAAAUAAUAAUAAAUAA
Messenger RNA from Dictyostelium discoideum AX4, 4011 nucleotides. RefSeq names its product Toll-Interleukin receptor domain-containing protein (gene tirA). Bases 1 to 4011 code for a protein of 1336 amino acids. Gene Ontology annotation, molecular function: NAD+ nucleosidase activity, cyclic ADP-ribose generating. The transcript has 3 exons. NCBI's taxonomy places the organism in Eukaryota, Evosea, Eumycetozoa, Dictyosteliales, Dictyosteliaceae. Gene Ontology annotation, biological process: signal transduction. The record is from RefSeq and is a predicted model, not a curated record.